ACACAGCUAGCUGUUUCGAAAAUGAAACUGGCUUGUGUUUGAGUUCGAGAGGGAGCCAAGAGAGAACGAAAACAAGACGGUUAGCAGAUACAAUACCCGGGGAUCCCGUGUGGUAACGUGACACGGCGGAGGCAGGGGGACCGAACGGUAAGCUGGGUAUGUCGAGUAAACACCAGAGCUGGACAGGACGCACUGCACUGCAAUGGAGCCUGUAGCAGUAAGUUUGGCUACUUGGUGAGACUGAGGCUGCUGUCACUAUGGCGCACUUUGACACAGAGUACCAGCGUCUAGAGGCCUCCUACAGCGACUCUCCCCCUGGAGAGGAGAACUUGCUGAUGCAUGUGCCUGAAGGAGCCAAAUCCCAGUGGCACCACAUAGAAAACCUGGACCUGUUUUUCCAGAGAGUCUAUAAUCUGCAUCAGAAGAAUGGAUUCACCUGUAUGCUGCUGGGAGAGAUCUUUGAGCUGGUUCAGUUGCUGUUUGUGGUUGGCUUUACAGUGUUCCUCGCUAACUGUGUAGAUUAUGACAUCCUCUUUGCCAACAAGUUUGUAAAUCACACUGAUUCAUCUAAAGUCACCUUGCCUGAUGCCUUCCUCCCAGUGAAUGUCUGCAGUGCCCGUAUCCAAGACAAUGCAUUUGUGAUCUUUGUGCUGAUGAUAUCUGGGGUGUUUUGGCUACAUCGACUGGUCAAAUUCAUCUACAACGUCUGCUGUUACUGGGAGAUCCGAUCCUUCUAUAUCAGCGCCCUCAAGAUGACUAUGUCAGAGCUCCCCUAUGCAACGUGGCAGGAGGUUCAGGCCAGGAUAGUGGAGAUCCAGAAGGAACAUCAGAUCUGCAUCCACAAAAAGGAACUUACAGAGCUUGACAUUUACCACCGCAUUCUCCGCUUUAAAAACUACAUGGUUGCCAUGGUGAAUAAGUCCCUUCUUCCUGUUCGAUUUCGACUUCCUGUACUCGGAGAGUGUGUGUUCUACACUCGGGGUCUCAAGUACAACUUUGAGCUCAUCUUCUUUUGGGGGCCAGGCUCUCUGUUUGAGAAUGAGUGGAGCCUAAAACCAGAGUAUAAGAGAGGAGGCAACAGGCUUGAGCUGGCUGACAGGCUAGCAUCCCGUAUCCUGUGGAUUGGAAUUGCCAAUCUGCUGCUGUGUCCGGUCAUUCUGGUGUGGCAGAUCCUCUACGCUUUCUUCAGCUACACUGAGGUGAUCAAGCGCGAGCCUGGUUCUCUGGGAGCGAGAUGCUGGUCUCUCUAUGGUCGCUGUUACCUGCGCCACUUUAAUGAGCUGGACCACGAGCUCAUGUCACGCCUCAGCAAAGGCUACAAGGCUGCUUCCAAGUAUAUGAACUGUUUCCUUUCACCACUGCUGACGGUGGUUGCCAAAAAUGUAGCAUUUUUUGCUGGGUCUCUCCUGGCUGUUCUCAUCGCCCUGACCAUCUAUGAUGAGGAUGUUCUUGCAGUGGAACAUGUUCUCUCGUCAAUCACACUGCUUGGAGUGUGUAUCACAGUCUGCAGGUCAUUUAUUCCCGAUAAGCACAUGGUGUUUUGCCCUGAGCAGCUGUUGCGGGUUAUCCUGGCUCAUAUCCACUACAUGCCUGACCACUGGCAGGGCAAUGCACAUAGAUAUGAGACCCGUGACCAGUUUUCCCAGCUCUUCCAGUACAAAGCAGUGUUUAUUCUAGAGGAGCUGCUAAGUCCAGUGGUGACUCCCAUCAUCCUCAUCUUCUGUCUGAGGAGAAAGUCUCUGGAGAUCAUUGAUUUCUUCAGGAACUUUACAGUGGAGGUGGUUGGGGUGGGAGACACCUGCUCCUUUGCUCAGAUGGACAUCAGGCAGCAUGGACACCCUGCGUGGAUGUCAGAAGGGAAGACAGAGGCAUCUAUCUACCAACAGGCAGAGGACGGAAAGACAGAGUUAUCUCUGAUGCACUUUGCCAUUACCAACCCUCAGUGGCAGCCUCCUCAAGAGACAACCCACUUCAUCAGCCAGUUGAAAGAGAGGGUUCACAGAGAGGCCACGGGGGUUCCUGCAGACACACAUCCACUGUCACUGUCAGAGUCUGAGCCGAGAAGCCUCAUUGCAAACCUUUUGGCAGGUCCCUCUACACUGGCCUCUGUUCAUUUUGGCAGGGACAGCUCUUUGACCCAUCACGCAGCAGCUGGCAUAAGCGAUGGAGCAUCUGCCUUGCGCUCCCUUUCCCCAAUCAGCAGCAGUUUGCACCUGAGGAAUAGUUUGAGUUCAGCUCAUAGGGCUGCUGGUCACACUACAGCCAUGAGCAAGGCCAUGGCAGGCUCUGGGACUGAUGCCCGAACUGUGAGCUCGGGCAGCAGUGCAUGGGAGGGUCAACUCACCAGUUUGGUCCUGUCAGAGUAUGCCUCCACUGAGAUGAGCAUCCACGCAGUUUACAUGCAUGAGCUUCAUAAACAGCAGUCCCGUGGCGAGCUCUCCCGUCACACCUGGCACAGGCAGGAGAGUGAUGAAAGCAGUGAUAGCAUCCCCGAUGAAGUGAGGAGCCAACCCAACUCUCAUUCUAGAAAUUUCCCCCGCUCACACACUUUCCCCACCACAGUUCCCAGUCCUAGUGCCAUUCCCACUUCAGCCUCAGCCACUAGCAGUACUACCAUGGGCCAGGAGGGGGCAUCAUCGCAGGGCAGCAGCCAUCGACGCUAUAGUGGACCUAACACAGACUCUUUUGGGGCAGGGGGCAAGGUAGUUAGGUCAGCCCGUGUGCCCAUGGGAGGGUGGGCAGAUGAGGGUCAGGCAGCUCCACGACACCAUGAGCCACUACCAGAGGAGAGCUCAGAGGAUGAAAUGCCUCCUCGCAUACACAAGGUUACAUAACCAAGCCAUGUGAAUACGUAUCAGCGCCCCACCCUCCAUAGAUAACGAAACGCACAUCCUCAUCCCUGACCAAACCUUUCUCCAGGAUUGACCAUCUGAUCUGACACAGAUGAAGAUGGAAAUGCGAAAGAUGUACCAUGAUCCCUACAAAUACUCUAGUAGUAAAACCAUGUGAACAAAUUUAGAUUGAUGUCGCCAUCGGCCGUUAAAAGACACAGUGAGCUUAUGACUUCCACGACUUACUAAAUGACUUUGUGCAAGCCUAAACAGGCAAAUGGGAUAAAUGUCUGAAUUUGUGUAUCAGAAGAGGACCUACAAGAUCAAGUUAUUUCCAAUAGCCAUUGAUAAAGUCAGAUUACACUAUACUUUUUUAUAAUGUCUAAAGAUUACAUAAUGAAAAUGCACGUGUUGCUGCGAUGUAACAAAAAUUCUGAACACUCAGCACUGCUGCCAUAUAAAAAUACAAAUAUGAUCACAAUAAUCCAAAUUGUGCUCUUCUACAAAUCAAAUGGCAUGAGAAGUGAAAUUUGAAGAAUGUAUUGUGUCUUUAUAUCAUCAACAGCAUUCACGAAAAUGUGUUUAGAAAGAUGUUGGUAACACAAAGACUUUCAUUAUGUAUAUCUGUUCUUGUACCAAUUGCAGAAGGCAUCCUGCUCCGUGAUCUGUAUUUCAGCUUACAUUCAGCAGCUUCGUAAAACAAAUGGAGGCCUCAACUAGUAAAAAAUUCAACUGAAACUUUUAAAUCACAUAUUUUACUCCUAAGAGGGUUUUUUUUUUUUUUUUUUUUUUUAAUUUAGUUCUGCGUUCAUUGCAUUACCAAGUUCAAGUGAAUUUUCUAAAAUGUUCUGAAACUUUUCCUCAAGUUUGGCGCCGUUUGCACAGAUACAUGCUGAUUUUAAAGAUAGACCGUACAAAGAAGCCUGGUAUUGUGCAUGCACACAUGCACUGUGUAAAUAAAUUUUAUCAGGUUAAGGUCCCAGCAACCAUACAGAAUACUGGAGAGAUAUUGUGUGAAAGCACAUUUUAAUCUGAUUUCACCGAGGUUUUUAUUUACCAUUCUUCAUGUUUCAGCAGACUAGCUAAAGGGUGCGGUAAACAAACAAGGCUCUUUUAAGCAUGUAAUACUGAGUUCUGUGCCAUACAACAAGCGCCCUAGCACAAGUGCAUGACUAUCAUCCACUCAUCUAAUGAAGAGAUGUGACUACAUCACCCUACAGCAAGAAUACUGACCAUCCUCCACAUCCUGCUUAAUCACAGCAUGACCUCCCUCUUCACCCGUCAUUAAGCCGCAGUUCUUUAAAAGAAGAAUGAUGCACUUUAAAUUUUUGUUAAUGCAGAAGGUGUCAUUUAACUUGGAUUGUUUGUAUGUUUUCGUAUAUAUAUAUUUUCUAAUUAUUUAAUUUAUCAAAAGGGAUGUGCCAUGAUGACCGACAGUUGUGAGUCGAGGUCGUGUUUUCUGUAGCUGAUUUGGAUCGGGACGAAGAAGCACUGUCACACCGCUGUACUGAAAAUACGGUCAAGGAUGCUGUGAAUCCGUGCGGUACAGUUAGAUUAAAAGUGACCACUGUUGUUUCGCUUGGUUAUUUGUUUUAUAGAUCCUGUAAAAUACCAUUUUGUACAGCUGUAAUUUCACCCAUUAAAGACAAGGCAGUGAUUUUGUGUGUAGACUGAAAAAACAACUCACAAAUGUGAAGGUCUAGAGAGGUCUAAUGAUGAUGAAUCCCUUCAUUAACAGUAGGCCAAAGACUGAUUAACUACUAUUGCAUUGUAGAGUCGCUUUAGCCUCUAACGUAACCUUUUACAUUUGCGUUCAGUCUGACGUUACUAAGAACUAACGGCUAACCCGUUAGCUUUUAGCGGCUAAGCCGCUAGCUGUUAACAACUAACCCGCUGAGUAUACGGCUCUCUUGCUGCUUUGGGUAACCGCCGAGUGUUGGCUGAGCACAGAACGAUGUGUUAUAUGAUAUUAUCUGUAAACUUAUACAAGAUAUAACUAUCAUGAAAUGUAGUGAUUUGUUUUUUCUUCUUAUUUAGAUUAUCAACGAAUU
Messenger RNA from Xiphias gladius (swordfish), 4882 nucleotides. RefSeq names its product ATG9 autophagy related 9 homolog A (S. cerevisiae) (gene atg9a). Gene Ontology annotation, cellular component: autophagosome; phagophore assembly site. The coding region runs from base 258 to 2834 and encodes 858 amino acids. The transcript is spliced from 20 exons. The record is from RefSeq and is a predicted model, not a curated record. Lineage: Eukaryota; Metazoa; Chordata; Actinopteri; Istiophoriformes; Xiphiidae. Gene Ontology annotation, biological process: protein localization to phagophore assembly site; autophagy of mitochondrion.